Molecule: messenger RNA, 2781 nt
Organism: Gymnodraco acuticeps
Lineage: Eukaryota; Metazoa; Chordata; Actinopteri; Perciformes; Bathydraconidae
Gene: tab1
Product: TGF-beta activated kinase 1/MAP3K7 binding protein 1
Biological process (GO): protein dephosphorylation
Cellular component (GO): cytosol
Molecular function (GO): protein serine/threonine phosphatase activity
Source: RefSeq, a predicted model, not a curated record
GAACCAACCGGGCUCUUCUGUGUAAGUCGAGCAGCGACGGGCAGAACCAGGUUCUUCAGAUCGGACGCCCGCACAACACGGAGAACGAGGAGGAGCUGCAGAGACUCGCUGCUCUGGGUGUGGAUUCGGCCCGUGUGAGGCAGACAGGUCUGAUCUCAGGUCAGAGCAGCACCCGAAGACUUGGAGAUUAUCGAGUUAAAUUCAACUACAACGAUAUCGACCUGCUCAGUGUGGCGAAGGGUAAGCCGGUGAUCUCGGAGCCGGAGAUCCACGGCGUUCAGAGUCUGGAGAACGUGACGGGCUUCCUGCUGCUGAUGUCUGAAGGACUCAUCAACGCUCUGGAGUCUGCACACGGCCCCGAACAGGCCAACCAGGAGAUCGUGGCGAUGGUGGCUGCAGAGCUGGCGUUGCAGAACAGUUUGGAGGCGGUGGCUCAGUCCGUGGUGGAGCGAAUCAAACGUCUCCAUCACGACGUCUACGUGUCCGGACGACAGAGAGCGACUUUCUGCAGCCGACACGAAGACAUGACGCUGCUGAUCCGAACGCUCGACUACCCGCUGGCCGAGGGAGGAACCCCCACUAAUCCGAGUGGCCGUAUCUACCCGGUGUCGGUGCCGUACUCCAACAGUCUGAGCACCAGUAAGACCAGCGUCAUGCUCUCACUCGUCAUGCCAUCCCAGAAUACUCUCACCAACGGCACCAACACCGCCUCCACGCUGGAGGAGGGCACCCCCACCCCUGGCAGUCAGAGUCCCACAGCCACCCUCCAGUCCACCAACACUCAGACCCAGAGCUCCAGCUCCAGCUCGGGGGACGGCAGCCUCUUCCGGCAGAGAGGCAGUCAGGCGGCUCAGCCCGAUGAGACGGGGAGGGUCCCUCCGUACGUCGACUUCACCCAGUUCUACCGGCUGUGGGGGAGCGACCACAGCGAGGGGGGGGGACUGGGACCCCAGUGAGGAGGAGGAGGAAGAGGAAGAAGAAGAGGGGAGAUACAGACUGUUCUCUGGGACACGGAUUGAAAAAAAAGACUAAUAUUUUAAACGGGGGUUGGGAUCAGCGAUUUUAAACGGGGGUUGGGAUGACCGAUGAAUAUGCUUUUAAUGUUUUUCUUUUUAUGUACGACAUACGGAGGAACUCUCCCCGUCUCACAAAUAAGUGUCCUGAGGAGGAAGGGGAUGAAGAUGAAGAGUAAGAGGUGGAAGAAGAGGGGAGAUACAAAGAGACAGACUUCAGAGUUCUUGGGACACGGAUUGAAAAAAAUGACUAAUAUUUUAAAACGGGGGUUGGGAUGAGCGAUGAGACGCUUUUAAUGUGUAACAAAUAAGUGUCCUAACAGGGAGGAGGAGGAGGAGGAAGGGGAGAUACAAAGAGACAGACUUCAGAGUUCUCGGGACACGGUUUGAAAAAAAGACUUUAAAACGGGGGUUGGGAUGAGCGAUGAGACGCUUUUAAUGUGGAAAAUAACUGUCGUAACGGGAAGGAGAUGCAACAGAACAUUUUUCAUUCUCACUUCAGAUUUUGUAUUCAUCACACUUAAUAGAGAGGUGCAGGAUGUGGUAUUUCUUCGUCGUCUCAUUUAGACACUCAGUUUUUUAAGACAUUAUUUGAGGCUUCUAACCAAAAACACAUCCAGAAACCCAUUGACUUUGUGAUAAGCGAACCAAAAUGCAAAGAAACUGACUAAUUCCGAGGUUUUAGGAAUCAUUCCUGCACCUCUCUAUCAGUCACCAUGCAUGGAAGAAACUCAAAGCAAUUCAAGCCAUUUCACUUGUACCGUUGAAUAAUAUGUAAAAUAUCUCGGUUCGUGGAGCGUUAAUUAGUUUCACCGUGAGGAGGACUCCAGAAGCAAAGAGACAGACUGUUCUCAGGGACACGGUUUGAAAAAAGACUUUAAAACGGGGGUUGGGAUGAGCGACGAAACGCUUUUAAUGUGUAAAAAAUUACUUUCCUCUCGGGAAGGAGAUGCAACAGAACAUUUUUCAUUCUCACUUCAGAUUUUGUAUUCAUCACCCUUAAUAGAGAGGUGCAGGGAUGUGGUAUUUCUUCGUCGUCCCGUUUUUAAGACAUUAUUUGAGGCUUUUAACCAAAAACACAUCCAGAAACCCAUUGACUUUGUGAUAAGCGAACCAAAAUGCAGACAAAAUGACUAAUUCCGAGGUUUUAGGACUCAUUCCUGCACCUCUCUGUCAGUCACCAUGCAUGGAAGAAACUCAAAGCAAUUUAAGCCAUUUCCCCCUUUUUUUUAACCGUUUUAAAACAUAUUACGUUGAAUAUCGCGUGUGCGUGGAGCGUUAAUUUGGUUUUACCGUGAGGAGGACUCGGAGGAAACAAGAUGCAAAGAAACGGCUUCCUGGCACGUGGAUUAUAAAGGACUAAAGUGCACGAGGACACAUGGAACCAGUGGGCCAAUAACCACCAUGAGACUGGGAGGAACUGGUGAAUAAAUAUGUUUCUGUUUUAGAUGCCGGUUAUUAGUGAUUGUGAAAACUCGAGAUUGUAAACAUGUAUCUGCAAAAAGUAAUCCGAUGACACAAUGUACUGCAAGGCCUUAUAAGGACUCUAUGGAUGUGUUUCAAAAGUACUUUUUUAUUUGUAAUGAAAGUUUAACCCAAAAAGACUCGAUAGCCUCGUUGUUACGAUGAAUCUGAGAACUUGUGAAAAAUGCCAGUUUUAUGUCUUGAUUUUCACCAAAUUGUCACAUUUCUGUUUUAAUAAUAGUUUAGAGAAGUGUCUCUUUCAUUGCACCGCAUUAAAGAAGAGUCAUGCCUGGAGCUUUUUUAA